Messenger RNA from Mollisia scopiformis, 1770 nucleotides. RefSeq lists its product as uncharacterized. Gene Ontology annotation, molecular function: DNA-binding transcription factor activity, RNA polymerase II-specific; zinc ion binding. The record is from RefSeq and is a predicted model, not a curated record. NCBI's taxonomy places the organism in Eukaryota, Fungi, Ascomycota, Leotiomycetes, Helotiales, Mollisiaceae. Bases 1 to 1770 code for a protein of 589 amino acids. The transcript has 3 exons. Gene Ontology annotation, biological process: regulation of DNA-templated transcription.
AUGAGAAACAGACCUCGAAGAAAGCAGUUCUCCAGCUGCGACGCCUGUCGUCAAUCACGAGUAGCCUGUGACGCCACAAAACGUGGGCAUCAACCUAACCAGACAACAUGGAACGGCGCAUGCUCGCGAUGCCUUUCGAGAAAUCGAAAAUGCACAUUCAAGGUACAAAAGUCCUCCUUGGUUUCUAUGUUCCUUUUGGCUAAUCAUUACGGCACGUAUAAGUGGAUUGGGAAGUCGACUUCUCGCUUGGGGAAAGACGAAAGUGUCAUUCCAGUCUCAGUGAUUGGUGACUUAUCAGACGGUGCUCCUCUCGAGUUGGGAAACGAGGCAUCGAAUGGAAGAACUGAAAAUCAUGUAUAUGAAACAAGUCCAUCCGAAAUCGUCGCAUCACAUGAAGCUCAGCUUCCCAUUCCAACCAUAGAGUCAGGAGAUACUCUUCUUGCCCAAUGGAGUAAACAAAUCUAUCAUCACAUCUUCUCAAGCAUCUUCGGCCAUUGCCUUGGCAGAAAUGGUUGUCCAUUCGUAAACAACCCACCAAGCGACAUUUUCCUAGCCCCAACAAAGCUAUUCAAGGAUCUUGACGCUUACAUAGAUAAGCAACAAGCCCCUAGAGAACAGGAUGCUCAAAUCGAACAGUUCUUGGACCGUGCCAUACAAGCCUUUGCCGCACGAUGGCUUCCAGUCACGACGCCGAAGACCCCACAUCUGCAAGAAGUAAUCAAGAAAAACUGGCGAGCCUUAAGAAGAGACAUGCUAAGAGUCAUCAACCACCCCUCCUACUGCUCCGUCCUAACGCUCUACCUAUUCGGACAAACUCCCGUUCCUGCGGGAGUCACCUCCGAAGAAGAGAGCGACGGAAUCAGCAGCGCAGUCUGCAUCCAAACCGCUCUUUUACACAUCCAACAACUACGCCAUAGCUGCCAAUUUCUCAAUCUCCCACCCGCGUUCGUAGAGCUCGAAAGUAGAGCGUACUGGGCGGGCGUGAUGUGGGACACGACCAAUUCCUUGUUGUUGAAUAUAAGAUCCUCGCUCACUUCAGGUUUGAAAGGAGCUUGUCUCGAGCCAGCCUGGAAGCUCGCUCGAGGAUUCCUGGCCUCCUUCCAUUCUAAAACGGAAAUUUGGCAAAAGAAAAGCUUCGAGGCUUCCGAGGAAGAAGCUCAGCAGGUGAUUUCCGCAGCUAAUGUCUGCAGUGUAUAUACUUGGAAAACAAUCGCGAGUGUGAAAGAAGCAUUAAGAGAAGGGGUCGAGGAAAGCGAUCUUAUGUUCUCUUGGGACGCCUUUCUUGAUGCUUUGGAUGUGUUUAAAUCGACGAUUCGGCCGCUGAUGAGUACAUGCCAGAAACGGCUCCAUUUUCUCGGGCAGGUUGAAAGACUGAAGUGGUAUCAUGUCGUCUUAGAGUAUUAUCUUGGGAUUCUACUUCUGGUAGAGACGAUAGAAGGAGCUGGUCGUCAGGAUCUGCUUUCGAAGAUAGUAGAGACGAGGACUGGUGCCGAGCUGGAAUCUUUCAAUGUUCUGAAAUUCGGUUUGGAGAGCAGGUACACAAUUACUGAACAUUCUACAGGGACUGAACUGGUUGGCAAACAGAUCUCUGUGUCAUUCAUCGCCAUUGAUCCAUACCCGACGCAUGUCGUUGCUUUGGUGCAGCUGAUGACAAAGGCCAUCAAACGCAGAUAUCAACAGGGCGAUAUAAAGCAGGAGGUACAUUCCUAUCUCUCCUCGACAUUGCUGAAGGUUCUCGAAGAACUUCCUCCAAACUCUUGUGUAGUUUAA